GGGAAUGCAGCCCCAAUUGGGUGGUAAGCCCCAUCCAAGGCUAAAUAUGUGCGAGGGACCGAUAGCGAAGAAGUACCGCGAGGGAAGGAUGAAAAGAACUUUGAAAAGAGAGUUAAGGAGUGCUUGAAAUUGUCGAGCGAGAAGCGGAUGGAGGGGAAGUCAUGCGCUCCCGUCUGGGCAGGGGUGGACGGCGACUGUGUUGUCGCCCCCCUUGUUGGACGUGGGGUGCCUGCCAGCAUGGGCUGCUGUGACCGGCAUUGCGGUGGGGAGCGAUUGAAACCCCCCACGGGUGCCCGUCACGGUAGUCGAGGACCUUGAGCACGCGCCUCUUUCGGCGGGCCCGUUCGGGUUCCUGCGUGUUCGGGAUGCUGGCGAAAUUCCUCUAUCCUGCCCGUCUUGAAACACGGACUGAGGAGUUCAACGUGCAUGGGAGCCGGUGGGUGAUNCGGUGGGUGAUUAGCCCACGAGGCGGAAGAAACCUGAGUGGCGGGAACCCUCUGUGGGUGCACCGUCUGCCAACCACGAUCUGCUGUGAGAGGUUUGAGUGUGAGCAUGCCCGUUGGGACCCGAAAGAUGGUGAACUAUGCCUGAGCAGGGCGAGGCCAGAGGAAACUCUGGUGGAGGCUCGCACAGCGAUACUGACGUGCAAAUCGUUCGUCGGACUUGGGUAUAGGGGCGAAAGACUAAUCGAACCGUCUAGUAGCUGGUUCCCUCCGAAGUUUCCCUCAGGCUCGCAUGAGCUCUCCAGCCUCUUUAAAGGUCUUGGCUAUGGAGUACUUCAUGUGAAAAACACAGGGAAAAUGUUCAAACAGCAGCUGCCGCUACCAUUCUCCCUUUUCCUCCGUGCCUCAGGUCAGAUGCCAUGUCAACCUGUGACGUAGUAAUGACCCAGCGCCUCUAGAUACCGCGCGUGCGUCAAGCGCCAUCCCCCAUCU
Messenger RNA from Chara braunii, 935 nucleotides. The record is from the annotation of a GenBank genome assembly. Lineage: Eukaryota; Viridiplantae; Streptophyta; Charophyceae; Charales; Characeae.